This is a messenger RNA of Spodoptera exigua (beet armyworm), 486 nucleotides long. The record is from the annotation of a GenBank genome assembly. NCBI's taxonomy places the organism in Eukaryota, Metazoa, Arthropoda, Insecta, Lepidoptera, Noctuidae.
AUGUCAAACGUGGAAGAUGAGCGAAUCUAUGGAUCAAGAAGAAUGAGCAUUACACUGCUGCUGUCCCAAACAUUGGGAGUAUAUACGAUGCUGUUUCUGCCACAUGCAGCCGUGGCCUCGGGGGCAGCAGGAUAUGUUAUAGUCUACUCCUUGAUAUAUGUCGUGAUCGGGAUCCCUGUGAUGUACAUGGAGAACGUACUAGGCCAGUUCACAGGCCGUGAUUGCAUCGAGGUGUGGAAAGUCAGGCCCUGUUUGUCACAUUUUGGCUAUGUUCACGUCGUUUGGCAUUUAGACUCGGAAUGGGGGCCAACGAGUGAAAUACUGAGGCGCAGUAGAGCCAUGUUCACUGCUCAGGCGAUGACUAAGGAGUACAUGUAUCGACAUUACCACCUGAAGGCUGGAAUACUCAAAAGACAGCAAAGAUCUAAUGUUAGGAUCAAGCCUGCAAGAACUGAAGGAGUUCGGUUUGAUAUUUACAGAAAGUGA